AUGGACAGCUUAUGCUCAUCAGGAGAAAAGGAUAAACAGUUUCCACCUACGUUGUUUACGCCUCGUACUCAACACCAAAUGGCAGCCAGAGUAAGUUCUGAGCAAGAGCACUUCCUGAUUGUACCUUUUGGACUUCUUUAUAGUGAGGUUUCUGCAUCCAGUUUGGUUAAAAUCAAUAUUCAAGGAGAUAUAGUUGAUCGUGGAAGCACUAACCUGGGAGUAAACCAAGCUGGUUUUACGUUGCACUCUGCAAUUUAUGCUGCUCGACCUGAUGUUAAAUGCAUUGUUCAUAUCCAUACACCAGCAGGGGCAGCGGUUUCUGCAAUGAAGUGUGGUCUCUUGCCAAUUUCACCAGAAGCACUCUCUCUUGGAGAAGUGGCCUAUCAUGACUACCAUGGUAUUCUGGUUGACGAUGAAGAAAAAGUGUUAAUUCAGAAAAACUUGGGACCUAAAAGCAAGGUCCUUAUUCUCAGAAACCAUGGCUUGGUAUCAGUUGGGGAGACCGUUGAAGAGGCUUUCUACUAUAUUCAUAAUCUAGUAGUUGCCUGUGAGAUUCAAGUACGUACCCUGGCCAGUGCAGGUGGGCCUGACAACUUAGUGCUGUUAGACCCUGGAAAAUACAAAGCCAAAUCUCGUUCUCCUGAGUCUCCAGCAGCUGAGGGUACUGUAUCCCAUCCAAAAUGGCAGAUUGGAGAGCAGGAGUUUGAAGCCCUUAUGCGAAUGCUUGAUAAUCUGGGUUACAGAACUGGCUACCCCUACCGAUGCCCUGCUCUGAGAGAGAGAUCUAAAAAAUACAGUGAUGUUGAGAUUCCUGCUAGUGUCACAGGUUACUCCUUUGCUAGUGAUGGUGACUCAGGCACUUGCUCCCCUCUCAGACACAGUUUUCAGAAACAGCAGCGAGAGAAGACAAGGUGGCUGAACUCUGGCCGAGGGGAUGAUGCUUCUGAAGAAGGGCAGAAUGGCAGCAGUCCCAAGUCGAAGACUAAGUGGACUAAAGAGGAUGGACAUAGAACUGCCACCUCUGCUGUCCCUAACCUGUUUGUUCCAUUGAACACUAACCCAAAGGAGGUCCAAGAAAUGAGGAACAAGAUCCGGGAGCAAAACUUACAGGAUAUUAAAACCGCUGGUCCUCAGUCACAGGUUCUUUGUGGGGUAGUAGUGGACAGGAGUCUUGUACAGGGAGAACUGGUGACUGCAUCGAAGGCAAUCAUUGAGAAGGAAUAUCAGCCACGAGUUAUAGUGAGCACAGCAGGACCAAACCCCUUCAAUAAACUCACUGAUCGAGAACUGGAAGAGUAUCGCAAAGAAGUGGAAAGGAAGCAGAAAGGUUCUGAAGAUAAGCUAUCAAAAUAUGGAGAGACUGUGGUAUUGAGACAGAAACCAGCUGGGAAGCCAAAUGUUUUACUUAAAAGUCAGAGCUACAGGGAGCAAAAUUCUUCUGGAAAAAAACCUCUGGAGUUGCAAAGCAGGUCAAAAACCUUUCAAGGAGCAGUGAAAGAAGCAGAUCUGAUGAUUUUGCAGAUUCAUGAAGGAUCAACGCUAUCUAAGUCUUUAGAUAAUUCUGAGUUCUCUGCUGCACAAGUUUCUUGUCAGACCAUGCAGCAAAUCAUCACAAAUCUUAAUCAGGAGGAGCCAGAUGAGCAGAAGUCUCCACACAAGGAAUUUCACACAGCAGUCAUCAAAGCAUUAAGCUCCAAUCCUGACCUUUUGGCUGAGGCCUCAGAACCUUCAGAAGAUGCCAGACAACAGAAAGAAAAGAGUGCUCCUGAUCAUACUUCAGCACGUACUCCUCCCAGCACACCAGUUAAGCUUGAAGAAGAGACACUGCAGGACCAGACUUACAAAGAUGACAGUGAUGCUGCAACUUUCAAGCAAACCCUCCCAGACCUCACCCCUGAUGAGCCUUCAGAAGCACUCGGCUUCCCAACCUUCGGAAAGGAGGAGGAGGAAGGUAGGUGCAGCGAAGAUCUGACCAAAAGUCAGACUGAGUCACCUGCAACAGAAAAUCAAGAGCCCCAGUCCCAACCUGCUGAAGAGGCAACAACACCAACAGCUGAGGAGGGGACAGCAGCUGAUCCAGGUAGUGAUGAAUCUCCAGGAAAAUCCCCAUCCAAAAAGAAAAAGAAGUUCCGCACUCCUUCCUUCCUGAAGAAGAACAAAAAGAAGAGUGACUCCUGAAGGCCUGAUGCGCUGCAGAAACACUGUCGUAUUUUAAAAUCUAAAUUCAUUAACCACUAGAAUGUACCAGAUUGUACUGAGUGUUUUGUCGUCUUAUGUAAAGGAAUGCAACAAAUAAACCAACCAGCCCCUCGAGUUAUAGCUUGAUUGUUUAAGGUUAUAACAGGAAAUUAACGUGCAGAAAGGUGCUAAACCUCUGUUCUCAGCAGCAAACCACAGAUUUGAUCCUUAAUUUGUAAACAAAAUUAAAUGGCUUCCAUGUGGAAGACAUUGAACCACUGUUUUUAAUUUAAAGCCCACACUGCUUUAUGUAUGAACACAAGUAUUUUUGACCAGGCCACGUUCACAGUGCAGUAUCUGCUCACUCCAGAACGUGCUCUUUUCCAAUGUUGUACUCACCAGUCACAAGUGGAUUCUUUUUUAAAUAUUGCAUUUUAGAGAGGAUGCUUGUUUGUUUGCAUUUUAGAGGGGGCACAUUCUUGAACUGAGCUGUAUGCUUCUGCAAUCUGUGAUUACAGAUCAUGUUAUAUAGUAAGGCUUUGAGACUAUCCUCACCUUACCCCUUCUGUCUUCUCCCUGCCACCCCCACUCCCCAAUAACAACAACAAUAAAAGCUGCCUUUAACCCAUAUUCUGUUUUGUGAUAUAGCUGGAACUUAAACUUAACCUUGUGAUGUCUAAGAGGACUGAACUGGUGAUGGUGUUUCCUGCUGAUACUGUGCAUUCAACUUUUCUAAUAAAUGCAAUAUUGUGAAAUCUAUCUUACGGCCCUCUUCCCCAACCAAAAUCAGAGACCAUCAGAAAUCACUUGCAUAGCAGUUUGGUCUUUAGAUACAGGUUGAAAACAAUUGUAUGUUAGACUUUUGGGACACUUUUAAUUGGUGAUCUAGGGCAUGGACAGUUUUGGAUUGGGUCUUCGGUGCAUAUUUCAUUGUUUUGAUAAAACUUCCCUGGGUGCAGAUGCAAAUCUGUUACAUAUAAGCCACAUUUGCAGGCUGGUAUCUUCACUCCCUCCCCUAAUAAAAAUGUAAACACAUUACACUGAACACUUAACAUAUGUUUUUAUAUUAACUCUUUUUCUUUUCACUUACUGUAGCUUGUAUUUCUUGCUUUGUGUUGCCAGCAGUAGUUAAGUCGGGAACAGAAAUCCCUCCCAGAGUCCUUAGAGGUGCAUUUACUACAGGUUUUCCAUAAGCAUUUAGCAUGUAGCAAAGUCAGGAAAAUCACUUUCACCUUUUAUUUGCCAUCCUCUUCUAGUUACGAUCAUGAUUCUCUCUCUUCACUGAGCACACACAGAGAUCCACCUUCAAAUGAUCUUUUUGAAAGCCAAAACAUCUUCAUUUGUUACCAUCGUGAACUUUCCAGAAACCUUAAUGAAUUCACCCCAGCUAUAAACCGAGAUGUUCCAAAUGUCAGUGUUCAAAUGACACAUUUCUAUUUGUAACAGCAGAAAACAUUCAAAGAUUUCUCCUUGGGGAAAAAAAGUUGGCUUACAUGCAAUGACUAUAACUAAAAUGAAAUUCAGUAAUGGAUGUAUCCUAUAAGAGUAUAUAAAAUACCUGUUUUAUAGUGAGAAAAAUAGCAGACAGUGAAUCCCUUGCAAUUUGUGCAGUAUGAAAGCAUUGAAUAGAACAGGUUCAGCUAUAGUGCAAAAAUAAAGCCUAUAUUAGGCCCUCAGAUGCAUUGAAAACUUGGACCAAAUUCAAGUGGUAAAAGGAAAACAAAAUUACAAGAUAUGACAAUAGCACUGUCAGGUGAGGAGGAAAAGGUUUAGUGUCAGUAAUUAACACACCACAAAUCUGACUUCUCUUUUGGAAUACAUAGAGGUAGGGUGGAAUUAGAUGCAACAGCAAAUCACUGCUUAAGAGUGACACCUAAACAAUAAUGUCUAGUAAGGACUGCAUGGCGCUAAUGGCUUUGAGCUUGUAUUCUAACCUUCUAUGUCCUCUGUAUACUAGGGAGCAUACAGUACUUAUCUUACUUUGCUAAAUUGUGUUUUAUUGCCAGGGUCAUAAUUACGUUACUAAGCCAUUGCUACAUGUUUCAGUUAAUAAUGGAGUCCUCCCUUUUAUCUUUGACCACAUAUGCAAUGAUUUUGAUUCUAAUUUUGUAGUUUGUUCUUUCAAUUCUUUGUAUUACACUAUGAAAUCCAGCUGUGUACAGUAUGGUUACACACGGUGGGGGGAAAAAACAGUCAUGUAUUUUUCUUUCUUUGUUGUAUCAAGUUUUACUCAAAUAAAAUUCUUCUUUAAAAGA
Molecule: messenger RNA, 4433 nt
Organism: Chrysemys picta bellii (western painted turtle)
Lineage: Eukaryota; Metazoa; Chordata; Testudines; Emydidae
Source: RefSeq, a predicted model, not a curated record